AGAGAGGAGGAGAACAUUCGGAAUAUCUCUUAUGAGACUGGUCGUGCUCUCCUGCUCGGACAUGUGGUGUACUCAGUAGCAGCAGCAGUAGCAGCAGCAGUUGUAGUAGUAGCACAGGCUGUAGGCUACAGUAGCAGCAAUAGCAUCAGCAGCAGCGGCUGUGGUUGUGGUGGCGGCGCCUACAUGGUGCAGAGACUAUUACAGCGCGUCUUCUGGGGCUUCUUUUGUCUUUAAUUCCCCCCGUUUUCUGUGCCCUUCCUUCGGUAAUGAGCUUGCUGGGGGCCUACAAGAAAAAGACCAGUUACGAUGGCUAUGAAUCUUUGCAGUUGGUCGAUAGCCCUGGAGAAAGCUUCAGUGUCGGCAGAGGCGGCAGCAGCAGCGGCAGUGGUAGCGGCAGCGGCAACAGCGGCAGCAGCAGCGGUGCACACGGAGCCUCCACAGCUGCGAACAACAACCUGCAGGGAGCGAAGAUAGGCCCGCUGAGAGAGGAAGACUGCAGCACCAUGGACAGCUCAGAUAUGGAUGCAAAUUACGGAGGAGGACUGUUUGAUAUGGUGAAAGGAGGAGCUGGGAAGUUCUUCAGCAACUUCAAGGACAACCUGAAGGACACGCUGAAGGACACAUCGACCAAGGUCAUGCAUCAGGUUGCCACGUACACAAAAGGGGAGCUGGACAUUGCCUACAUCACAUCGCGCAUCAUAGUCAUGACAUAUCCAGCGGAGUCGGUGCAGAUUGGCUAUCAGAACCACAUUGAGGACAUGCGCUCCUUCCUCGACAGUCGCCAUGCCGACCAUUACACUGUUUUCAACCUGUCCCAGCGCAACUACCGUGGCGCCAAAUUCUCCAACAGGGUUUCAGAGUGUAAUUGGCCUUCCCGCCAGGCUCCCAGCCUCCACAACCUCUUUGCUGUGUGUAAGAACAUGCACAAUUGGCUCAAACAGAAUCCCAAGAACGUGUGUGUCAUCACCUGUUCGGAUGGUCGCGCUCCCUCGGGUGUUUUGGUCUGUGCCAUGUUCUGCUUCUGCCACCUCUUCAACAACCCAGUUCCUGCCAUGCAGCUGCUCAGCGCCAAGAGACCCGGUUCUGGCCUCUGGCCCUCACACCGCAGGUACAUCGGCUAUGUGUGUAGUAUGGUGUCAGAGAAGCCCAGUCUGCCCCACUCUAAGCCCCUGGUGAUCAAGUCCCUCACCAUGAGUCCAGUUCCCUGCUUCAACAAGCAGCGCAGUGGCUGUCGGCCCUUCUGUGACGUCCUCAUUGGAGAGACAAAGAUCUUCACCACUGCACAGGAGUAUGAGAGGAUGAGAGAGCACAGGGUCCAAGAUGCCAAGGUGGUUUUCCCUCUGGGCGUCAGUGUGCAAGGCGACGUCGUGGUUUCGGUCUACCACAUGCGGUCGACCAUCGGAGGACGUCUGCAGGCUAAGGUGUCCAACACUCAGAUCUUCCAGAUUCAGUUCCACACUGGCUUCAUUGCCCCUGGUACCACCGUGCUAAAGUUUAACAAGCCAGAGCUUGAUGCAUGUGACUCUCCUGAGAAGUAUCCCCAGCUGUUCCAUGUGAUGCUGGACAUGGAGGUAGAGGGUGUGGACAAGCAGAAAGACCUGACGCCACCGUGGGAGCAGUUUCCCUGUAAAGACCUCAGUCCUAGCGUGCUGUUCUCCUGCCACCAGGAACAUCAGGAUGCACUGGCUGUUGCUGAGCCAAGCAUGCCCCGCACAGGUGCACACGGCCGGGGUCACUGCGAAGAAAGCGAGCCCUCUGACGACGAGAUGCUGUCUCUCUCCAGCCAGCGCAGCAGUGUGAGCACAGCCUCCCAUAAACCCGACCUGCCUGCUGCAGCACCAGCGCCACCUCCACCUGCCGGGGAAGUGGAUCUGCUUGGCCUGGACGGGGAGGAGAUCAAGCACCCACACGCUUCACCACAGCUCCCGUCUGCUGCAGCCACAGCCACUGACCUUCUCGGGGACUUGUUUGGGGCCACAGCUCAGCCAGCCAGUGGGCCGUCAUCCUCUCAGUCCACACCACACAAAGUAGUGCCCAACACUGCUUCACCAUGUCACUCUCCUGCACCAGCAUUUGACCCCUUUGGGACAGGUCCAAUGUCUAAGCCUCAGGACAUGAUGGGCUCAUUUCUUGGACCAGGUAAUGUUGGGCAGCCAGACCCCUUUCUGCAUGCUGCUCGCUCUCCCUCACCCACCCUGCAGCCCACAAGCCUCGGCCGCAGUUCCCCUGUUCCACCCUCCACCCCAACCGUCAACAUUCAGCAGCAAAACGCCAUGGGAGGAUGGGACUGGAACAGACCUGCUAACACUGGCGCAGGAGGCUUUGGUGUGGGCAGCCGGUCAGCCACAACCAGCCCCACAGGCUCAGUCCACAGCACCCCCACCCACCAAACCAAGCCAAACACCCUAGAUCCAUUUGCAGACAUAGGCAACCUGGGAGGAAACCUUGGAGGAGGUUCUGGCUUCAACAGCAAACCAACCACUCCUACUGGAGCAACACCCUCUUUUCCUCCCAUGGGCUCCCCAUCGAGGCCUCCUCCAUCGCCCCAGCAUGCAGGAGGGUGGCAGCCUCAUGCAGGAGGAGCCAGCUUUCCUUCUUGGCAGGCAGGUGCUGGAGGCAAUGUCGGUUGGCAAGGACAAGGCCCUGCCCCACAGCCAAAGCCCAGCCCCAGCCACACCUCCAUGCCUCACACGUCACCUCAGAACAGGCCCAACUACAACGUCAGCUUCUCUGCAAUGGGAGGAGGCUCGCCCAGUGCUGCCGCUAAAGCACAAGCUGCCAUGGGUUCUAAGCCAAAGGCCUCACAUGCCAACUUUGAUGACUUGCUGUCCGGUCAAGGCUUUGCAGGGACCAAAGAGAAGAAAGGGCCCAGGACUAUUGCAGAGAUGAGGAAGGAGGAGAUGGCCAAAGAGAUGGACCCUGAAAAACUAAAGAUUCUGGACUGGAUUGAGGGGAAAGAGCGUAACAUCCGUGCCCUGCUGUCCACCAUGCACACUGUGCUGUGGGAGGGAGAGACACGCUGGAAGCCUAUGGGCAUGGCUGACCUGGUCACUCCGGAGCAGGUCAAGAAGGUGUACCGCAAAGCAGUUCUGGUCGUCCACCCAGACAAGGCGACAGGACAACCGUAUGAACAAUAUGCCAAGAUGAUUUUCAUGGAACUAAAUGACGCCUGGUCAGAAUUUGAUAGCCAAGGACAAAAACCUCUGUACUGAGCAAACGGUGCGAGAAAAUAAACAGGGAAAGGCAAAUCCCCGUCAAUGAAUUCACGAAAUAAUUUGCAGCCACUGGUCCAACAUACAGCCACGCCCUUCAACAUCCGCCUUUAUACCUGUGCUUUGACCCACACUUCUUUCUCUUCUGAUCUGUAAAGACGACAGGACUGCUGUGCUCAGAAACAGUGAACUGCACAAACGACCCCCCCCCCAAGCUCUCACCUACUGUAUGUAUGUGGUGCAACAUGUGUGUCCUCUCUUGUUGAGUGUCCUUAUCAAACCACUAAUCAAAGCAGAGUCACCGGGACGACUAGGAGAACAAGACAAAUGUUUGAUUGAGAGGAGACGGAACAUCAGAGACGAAGGACGUCGAGCAAGAUAAGAGUGAAACACAUCAGGGAGUGGCAUGAACAAACACUUCACAGACGGCUUUAACUGCAAGAUUGUCUUUGAGUAUCUGCAACAGGCAUUUAACCGCUAUAUGUUUUGCUUGAAAAGUAGAUUUUGUUUAGUUGUUUAUGGGGAAAUCACAUCCACGAUCAGCUCUGUCACAUCAAGUCCAGAUUUUUCAGAAAAUAAGCAGCAGCACCAGGUUAUGGUGUAUUUUUAACUUGAGUCAAAUGACAUGGAAACAUGACAAAACAUGUUUCCUAUCAAAAAUAACAAUAAUCUCUUCAAUCUUGAAAUGAGUUUGGCAGAAAUAGAGGAAAUGGAAGCAGACGAUUACUGGUUUUGAAUAUGUCUUGGCUUCAAUGCCAAUGAGCCAAAACUCUAUUCAAAAUAAUAACAAAACAACUAAAACGAUGUUUAGGAGAGCUGCUUAACAUGACUGUGUCUGAAUCGUAUUUGCAAAGAACUGGGAGAUUGAACAGUAUAUUUUUGGAUUAGCACAUGUACAGUUCCAUUGCGGAAGCACUUUUUCAGCCUCUUUCAAAUUCACUCACACGGUACUGUAUGUUUUACACAGAUCUCUAUGAAAGCACAAACUGACAACUUCACUCAGUGCAGCUUUGAAGAAAAAUUGUGGUUAUUUAUUCUUUUAUUAGCUAGUUUUCUUUUCUCUUUUUUGUCGGGCCCGUGAAACAGGAAUAAUGUGUUGGCCUAUAUUGCAAAUUUUAGUUUGUAGUGUCUUUUUCUCAGCAGACUGCAGAGGUCGCAUGAAUGCAGAGGUCUCAAACAUGCAUAAAGUUAUCAUGAAAACAAUUGGCAUAAACUACUCCCCCCCCAACACAUAAGGAUAUAUUUAUCAACGCAAUACAUGUACUACACAUUUACUGUCUUAAUAAGUUAUUUUUUUAAUUUAUGUUAUUUAUUUCAGUCUGUGUUAUUUAAAGAUUAAUUUUGCACCAUAAAUGUGUUUUUAUUGUGAACUAUAUAGUUUUAUAUCAAAACAAAGACUUAUACUUUGAAAUACUGUGAAAGAUCAUCAUGAAUAACAACUGCGAUAUCAUUGUGACACUGAAACUUGACUAAACAUUCAAUGACACCCAGGAUAUAGGAGUUUGAGACCCCUGCACUAAUGUGUGUAAGCAAUACAACAAUUAAGUUCCUCGGUGCAUCACAAGGUGUGGGUUUAUUUUACAGACAUUAAUUUUAUUUGACAGAUUGUGUUGGAGUGACUUCUGUAUCUCACAUUCCCAAUUUCACUCAAGUCCAACAUAUUGUAGGUUGUAUCUGUUGUCAUUACAAUAGAUUUAUCAAAACUAUUUUCUUUACAACAAUUAUAAAAUGUUCUUUUCUUUUUUGUAAGUUAAAUAAUUUAUACUCCAUGUUAACUGUACAGCACUGUGUGUUAUGUGUGGCAGGUGCAGAGAGCAGGUGUGACCUUGAGCCUACAUCUUUCCACAUAAUUUCAAUAACUUUCUUAAUGAUGCGAUUGUUCCUCUGUAUUUUUAUUUUCUCUCCUGCCUUUGGACCAUGUUUUAAAUUAACAUAUUUCAGUGUCAAAUGUGCAAAAAUGAAAAUAUAUGUAUUUGCAAAUUGGAAGAGAAGCAGUUCUGCAAUUUCCUGGCAGCUUUACUUUUAUUAUCAGUUGAAAAAUUGUCAAUUUUAAACAUUCUGAUCAUGAACCUUUUAAGUGCUUUUAACUGUUUUCACGCUCUCUGUUUUCUGAAUGUCUUCAGUUCUUCAUAGACAUCAUAAUGUCUUUUGUCUUGACUGGAAUUUGUUCUUUUUCCACCUGCUUUGGAAUAUAGACCACAACAAAAAGAGCGACUGAUAUAAAGUGCUGUUUCCUUGACUGGUUUGGAGCUUAGGUGUGGAUCAUUUAAGGAGGAAAACUGUGUUUUGACUGAAGUGGGUUUCCAUCAGAGGAUGCUAACGAAGAACAUGUACUCUCUUUGGAUUCUCCAGACACAGGGAGAGUGUAAGUUUGUGCUUUUGUGCCCCAUUUACUUUGAGGACCUACAUGUGAAAUAAUCCCUCAUUGACUGACUUCUCUACCUGCAAUCUUACGGCUGUGUUUAAAGGCUAAUCUCGGUAUUGUAGUCAAUGGAUGUGUGUUGUUGUGGUAUGUAUGAAAAAUGUUGAAAAAAAGACUUGAAUACAGACGACUGUAGGUUAUGUGUUUGCCUGUCUGCUGUUCCAAGUAUUACUAAAAAUGUGUAAAAAAAAAACAAAAAAAAAAACAUGUUUCUGUUUACGGUUACAGGAUGUACAUAAUGAUCAAGUGCAGUGCACAAAAAUAAAUAGUGAACAGAAAACUCAA
Messenger RNA from Solea solea (common sole), 5919 nucleotides. RefSeq names its product DnaJ (Hsp40) homolog, subfamily C, member 6 (gene dnajc6). Bases 267 to 3212 code for a protein of 981 amino acids. Gene Ontology annotation, biological process: clathrin-dependent endocytosis; synaptic vesicle uncoating. Lineage: Eukaryota; Metazoa; Chordata; Actinopteri; Pleuronectiformes; Soleidae. Gene Ontology annotation, molecular function: clathrin binding. Gene Ontology annotation, cellular component: intracellular membrane-bounded organelle; postsynaptic density; cytoplasm. The transcript is spliced from 18 exons. The record is from RefSeq and is a predicted model, not a curated record.